Messenger RNA from Aphanomyces invadans, 432 nucleotides. RefSeq lists its product as hypothetical. The transcript has a single exon. The record is from RefSeq and is a predicted model, not a curated record. The coding region runs from base 1 to 432 and encodes 143 amino acids. Lineage: Eukaryota; Oomycota; Saprolegniomycetes; Saprolegniales; Verrucalvaceae.
AUGGCCGUCACCCCUCUGGACGCUUUCAACUUUUUCGAAAACCGCGGUUGCUUUCUGGUUUCGGUCUUUCCCACGUUUCCGGCUGGAACUUUGCACUCCAACACGCUCAAGGUCAUUUUCAGCUCCAAGCAAGGGUCUGGCUACCUUUCGUCUCAUCACAAGGAAGAUGAACCUCUUCGCGAGAUUUGUUCAGCUGUCGAUCAACCGACGUCAUUUGUGGUGCAUAAGAUCUCAGCACUCAAUGACUUGUGCCGCCCAGUCUCAAUGGAAGCGGCGCAAAAUUCCCGAGAGUCCAACCAAGGCAGCCAUCCCGCACCGCAGCAACAAGCGCCAGCGGUGACUAUGUCCCUUCCUACGUCCAAGGACCCUCCCUCAUCUUGGCACAAGAAAAUCAAGGCUCGACUUUUUCCUGUGCCGACUGAAGAGCCCUAA